Solea solea (common sole) is the source of this 1458-nucleotide messenger RNA. RefSeq lists its product as uncharacterized. The coding region runs from base 475 to 1458 and encodes 327 amino acids. NCBI's taxonomy places the organism in Eukaryota, Metazoa, Chordata, Actinopteri, Pleuronectiformes, Soleidae. The transcript has 2 exons. The record is from RefSeq and is a predicted model, not a curated record.
AGCGAGCGCACGGCUCCGCAGCGCACGGCUCCGCAGCGCAUCAACAGGUGAUCACAAUCGCACUCAUUAGGAACGCACGGCAGAAACCCCGGAACAAAAUAAGGAGUGAGCAUUCAGUCAGUAGCUUGCAACGCAACAAACGGCAGCAGAAGAAACGAAAGCUGAAUAACCACAGGAGUAAAACACGCAUGGAAGCAGAAAGGAUCAAGGAGGCUACCGGUUUUUCACCUACAACGACCACCACUUCGUUACUGGUCAAUAAACUCAAGAAAGAGAGUGAAAUCCUGAGUCUGGUCUAUUUUCUUCCCUUAUCAAGUGUGGGAAACCAUGACGUUGAAAUACACUUGCCAGUGAAAAACCGCCUGUGACCAGUGACCAGUGAAGACUCCACCUGCGGCCACAACCGAGAGGGAAAAUACUCCACCUAGGGGCCUGGAGGAUCGAGCCUGCUGUCUGUCAGCUGAAGGAAACAAAAUGGCAAAGUCACUAGAUGAUCUGAAAGUGGAGAGGACCACAGCUAAGAGACUUUUCUCCCGUCUUGCUAACAGCAUUACGAGGAACCACGCAGAGAUGUCCAUGGAGGAGUUAAAAGAAAACUUCAAGAAGCUCACAUUGGAGAGCUCCAGAGUCAUGGAGGCGAAUGAAGAAAUGGAGGCGGCCUACAUAGCAGAGUCCGAUGUAACUACUGCACAGGAGCUGAGCGACCCAUUGAAAGCCGACCUGGAACAAACGGAGCAGCUUUGUGAGCAGAAGACGAAGGAAGUUAAACUCCUCAUUCAAAAGACACUCUGGGAUGUUUAUGGAGAAAAAGAACUGUCCUUAGCUCUACAUGUUGCUGAAGUUGAGUGCAAGAAUGUCUCCUCCACCCAGCUAGAUGUGACUUUGGAAGCAUAUGAGUUCAUGCUGACUCACUUUGAAAAGUUGGUGCAGAAGGCAAAAGAAGCGCACCAAAACUGGAACCGCUGGGCUCCGUCUGCAGAGCAAAGAGACUUCAAUGCCCGUCUAAGAGAGCUUGAGGUGCACCUUCCCCAGCUGGUGUCGUGGAAGGCCGCCUUCAUCAAAGCAGCAAAGAUAAAAGUGGACACUGAAGAGGAACCCCCAGGCCGCCGUGCAGUUGCAGCAAUAAAGCUAAAAGCCACAGCCCUACCGAAGUUUGCUGGCAACCAGCGAAGCUACUACAGAUGGAGGCAAGAAUGGGAGGCUCUACAGAAGCAAGGUGAACCGACUGGCUCUAAAGAAGUGAAGAAAUUUCAACUGCUUGAUAGCCUCGAUGAGAAGAUGACCAAAGAUCUAUGCCUGUCAACAUACAACUCAUCAGACGAUAUCUUCCAAAUCCUGGAGAACCGGUUUGGGAAUCAAGCCAACAUCGCUCUCGAGAUUGUUGAAGAGCUUCAAGCAACCCCGUCAGCCAAGAAAGGUCAUAGAGCUCAUCCAAACUGUGGAAAAAGCCCUUUAUGA